CCAAGAUGGCGGCGGAGGCCGCGGGCCCGCCGGGGCCCGGCAGCGGCGGCGGGACGGGCCUGACGGACCUGCCGGGCGAGCUGCUGGAGCUCAUCCUCUGCUGCGACGUGCUGGGCGCCGCCGACAUCGGCCGCGUGUCCUGCACCUGCCGCCGGCUGCGCGAGGCGUGCCAGCCCCGCGGCAAGGUGUGGCGGGAGCGCUUCCGCCUCAGGUGGCCAUCCCUGCUGAAGUACUACAGCCACAGUGACAGUGUCAGCUGGCUGGAGGAGUACAAGGCACGGCACAACGCAGGGCUGGAGGCACAGAGGAUUGUGGCUUCCUUCUCCAAAAGGUUCUUCUCAGAACAUGUCCCCUGUGAUGGAUUCAGUGACAUUGAGACUCUGGGGUGCCCCAGCCAUUUCUUUGAGGAUGAGCUGAUGUGUAUCCUCAACAUGGAAGGAAGGAAAGGUCUCACCUGGAAGUACUAUGCAAAGAAAAUUCUCUAUUUCCUACGGCAGCAGAACAUAUUAAAGAACCUGAAGGAGUAUCUGCAGCGCCCCACGGAGCGGCAGUCCUUUCUGGAGGGUGCUGUUUUGAUUGAUCAAUACUGUAACCCCCUGUCAGACAUCUGCCUCAAGAGUGUCCAGGCUCAGGUGGACGAUAUCACAGACAAAGUGCGCAAAGUGCUGCGGACCAAGAACCCCAGGCACCCCAGCUUGGCUUCCAAGGCAGGAGAGGUUCUCAUUCCAGAAGUGGAACUUCAGAGGCAGGUGCUUGAUGCCAUGAACUGUGUCCUGUAUGAGCAGCUGAAAUACAAAGGAAAUGAACUGGAUUACUACAAUUCACUGAAUUCCUACAUUCACCAGGUUUUGAUCCGCAGGACAGGAAUUCCCAUCAGUUUGUCUGUGCUUUAUUUAACAAUUGCCAGGCAGCUGGGAGUCAAACUGGAGCCUGUCAACUUUCCCAGCCAUUUCCUACUGCGAUGGUGUCAAGGGAAAGAAGGAAGCACAGAUAUUUUUGACUACACCUACAUCGAUGCCUUUGGGAAGGGGAAGCAGCUGACAGUGAAGGAGUGCGAGUACCUGAUCGGGCACCACGUGACAGAGGAGUUCUAUGGGGUGGUGACCUCCAAGGAGGUCCUGCAGCGCAUGGUGGGGAACCUCCUCAACCUUGGCAAGAGAGAGAGCACUGACCAGUCCUACCAGCUCCUGAGAGACUCCUUGGACCUGUACCUGGCCAUGUAUCCAGACAAUGUGCAGCACCUCAUGCUCCAGGCCAGGUUAUACUUCCACCUGGGAAUCUGGCCAGAAAAGGUCCUGGACAUCCUGCAGCACAUCCAGGCCCUGGACCCAUCCCAGCACGGGGCUGUGGGGUACCUGGUGCAGCACACCCUGGAGCACAUCGAGCGGCGCAAGGAGGAGCUGGGCCCCGAGGUCAAGCACCGCUCGGAUGAGAAGCACAAGGAGGUUUGCUUCUCCAUUGGGCUCAUCAUGAAACACAAGAGGUAUGGCUACAACUGUGUGAUUUAUGGCUGGGAUCCUGCCUGCAUGAUGGGUCACGAGUGGAUCCGGAACAUGAACGUGCACAGCCUCCCCCACGGCCCCCACCAGCCCUUCUACAAUGUCCUGGUGGAGGAUGGCUCCUGCAGAUAUGCUGCCCAAGAGAACCUGGAGUACAACUCUGAGCCUCGGGAGAUCCCUCACCCCGACAUCGGCCGCUAUUUCUCCGAGUUCACCGGCGUUCACUACCUGGCAAACACCGAGCUGGAAAUUCGGUACCCGGAGGAUUUGGAGCUCACCCGAGCCACGGUGCAGAAGAUUUACAGCUCAGGCAAGGAGUGAGUGCCAAAGGCAGCCUGGGGACAGAAGCAGCUGGAGUGUAGCUUUACCCUCUUUGCAGAACUUGCGUGGGAAGCAAGUUUGGUGACAAUCCUUUGGCUUAAUGCAUUGAAAACUGCACUGAACUUGGAAACUGGUGCUACAGCAUCUUCCCGUUGUCUGCCUGCCCAUCCUGGCCCAAAGACACAGGGACACUUUGGUACUUGAGGCCCAGCAGGAGGAUCUUGCAGGGACAGCUGUUCCAGGAGCGUUGUCCUUGGGAAGGAUCUGCACAUUCUGUUUCUUCUGUGGUGGCCUUAGAAGGUCAACACAGUGAGAUCAUGCUGUGGAAUAUGGAGGAACCCCCUCUUCCAGAGAAGGAAGUUGCUUGUCCUGGCAGUAUUUUUGUUUGGCUGAGUCUGUCUGGUUUGGUUUGAGUGUGUGUCCUAUGCAGGCAAUAGUUUUUAAAGUCUCUCACGUUUCACUGUUGUCUUCUCCGGUCUGAUUUUCUGGGUCAGGUAUUGCUUCAUCUCUGUAGUCUGAUUGUUCCUAGAGCUGCUGUUCCAAUCCUAAAUAUCCUUCUGGGCCUGGCAAUAUCCUUAUGGGCCUGGGAAAGAGCUCCAGCCACAAAACCAGCAGCAGUGAAGCUCGUGGGGUGGCAAGCAGUGCUGACCCAGGGGCCAGGUGGCCACCGCCCCAACAGCAGAGACUCCAAAAGCAGAGGAGGAGCUCCUGGCCCUUUUCCACGCCUGCUGACCACACCAGCCCAUGUCCUGACCUUGUUCUUCGGUGUGUCCAUCGUGUGUGUCCAAGGUGGGAUCGGUGGCACAGCCAUGAGUGUUCCCAGGAGGAGUUGGAGCCUCCUGGGGAUGUUUGGUGGGACCUUGAGUGACUUCGAUGGAUGCAGAGCUGCCGCUCGCUGCCAUCUCCAAUUUUUUUUUCCAAUAGGUAUUUAUGCAAUACAGUGGAAUGAUGACUGGAACCUGGCCAUCCCUGGAGUCAGCCAAACCAUUAUGGAAGCAAGGUGUUAAUUCCUGCAGCUUGAGGCCUUCUUCCUUCUUGCCAAAAGAAAACGGAUUCUAGGGGGGCGCAGACUUGGCUGCCUACAAGGGAAGAGCUUUAGCAGCUCGAGGCACGUGACUUUUAACCUUGACUUAAAGGCCCAGACAGAACCACUGCAGAAGAGGUUUUCCUCUGGGCUCAGGGGCUGUGGGGUGCAGAGUGACACAGUGUGUGUGCAUAUCUUUGUGGUUUCUGAAGCAAUGUGUGUAGAGUAGCUGCAGCUCGUGUCUCCUGUCACUGUCCACUUGCAACACAGUAAUUCUUCCUCUGAGCUGACAAUUAGGGCCCUGUAGAGGUAGGUGGAUGCUCUUUAGUCUCUUAUGCACUACAGGUAUCUCCACGUGGAAUCACAGCCCUCCUCUCCAGCAAUGCCUGCCCUGCAUGUCACCUCCUGCAACCCUGAGCACUGGUUUGCUGUGGAAAUAAAUGCUGAGAGCCCAGCACUUUGGUGGUGGUGGUCUGCAGGGAUCUGGGGCUCCAGGAGGAGCAGCCUGUGGGGAGAGAGUGAGCAAUGCUGAGGGGGCUCUGCUCCAAGCACUCUGUCUUUAAAGAGUCAGAAUCCCAGAAUGGUUUGGGCUGGACAGGACCUUAAAGCUCCUCUUGUUCCAUGGGUAGGGACACCUUCACUGUCCCAGGUUGUCCUGACAGGAACUUGAAGGGAGGAGGAGUUUCCAUUGUGAAGCAGGGUAGGGAAUCCUCAGGCAAAAAAUCUUAAAUUCCAUCUCUUGUUCUUUUGAGGGUUGGAGUAGACCCCAGCCCUUGAAGCCAUUGUGAAAGCAGAUCCCAAAAGAUUCCUGGCAGGGAUACAAGGUUGGGAAUGGGGCUGGUGAGUCCCAAGGUGGCUGAGAAGGGGCAGAGCAGGGCCUGAGCUCCCCAUUCCCAGCUGUCAGCAAGAUUCCUGGGAUUUUGUGCUCCCUUCUGUUGCCACCUGGGCCUCUCUCCAGUGCACCCAGGGAAUUGCAGAGCUCAGAGGAGCCCUCAGCAUGAGGAGCUGCCUGAGCUACAGCCGUGCCAUAAAAGAUCCACAGGAGCCAGCAGAAAGCACCCAGAGUUUCCCUGAGAAUGGCCAGUGCUUGCCAGCCCACCAGGAAAUCUGCUGGGGCUUCAGGGGUCCCAGAGCAGCCAGCAGGGCCCUUUUUGUCCCUCUUCUGGGGCCACUCUGUGCUCAUACCCUGAGAGGAGCCUGGCCCAGGAGGAAGUGUGGGAGCUGUUGCUCACCACAGACUGGUGUGGCCUGGGGUGCAGAAGGGUUGGGUACUCAGGGCAGCCCAGAAACUCAAUUCCCAUCCCUCUGGCAGGAGUUUUUGGAGGAACUGUGACCUCAGACAGCUCUGCCUGCUCUGGGUGCUGCCCACAUCCACACCUGGGCUGUGGGUGUUGGGGUCACCCAGAGCACAAACAGCCUUGGAGGUGCCAAAUUUGGAAAGAUGGGGCUGUUUCAGUGUGUUUCCCACACAACCUCAGCCCAGGGGCCAAGUCAGAUUUUGGGAUUUGACACAAACCCAAAGGGAAUGGUGACUUCCCUUGGUCUCCCAUUUGGGACAGGUGUCCCCACUGCCUCCAGUGCUGCCUGCCCUGGGUGGAGUCUUUGGGCCUGGGGAGGAGAAACUCUCCUGUGAACACCUGCUGCUGUGGGAGGCCUCAGCCCAGCAUCCAGGGUGGCCAGGGAGAGCUGGAAACCCCCAGGAUACAUCCAGGGUGGCCAGGGAGAGCUGGAAACCCCCAGGAUACAUCCAGGGUGGCCAGGGAGAGCUGGAAACCCCCCAGGAUAGCUCCGUGUCCAUGCUGGAACAGCCUCUUGGACUGCACAUCCACGGCCCAGCACUGUGGGAACACCUCAGUGGGAUGGUGGGGUGACAUUUGGGGGUUGCCUGUGCCCCUCCCCUCCUGGCAGCACAGCACAGUCACCUUUUCCCCAAGGGGACAGCAGUGGAUCCCAAAAGCUCCUUGUGUGUGUGUGGGCGAUGUCUGAAUCCGUGGUGUCCGUGUUAAAGGUGUUGCUGAUGCUGUCCAUGGGGAUUUGUUCUGUCCUGUGUGGAGCUCUCCCAGGCUUUCUGGAGAAGCUGGAAUUGCCUCCCCUUUCUCCCCCCAGGUGCAAAGCCAGGCCAGGUCUCUCCUGUGCAGUGCUACAGUCCUUGGGAGCAGGGGGUGAAUUCCCUGCAGUCAUUGCCCUGCUCUCCCUUUCCACGGCACCAGCCACCCCUCCUGGGGACAGAAGAGCCCCGGUGCUGGCAUGUUCAGAUCCAGAGGGUGAAGGAAAAAAUCCAGAGAGGGGGAAGAGGAGGCUGGGAAGGGGCAGGAAGCCAGGAGUACUCACUGUCUGCAUGGUGAGGAAAAGCCAGGGCUGGUUCCAGGCUUUGCCACUGGGUGCUGCCACUCAGGGGUGUUCCGGGCAGUGCCAUUCCCAGGCAGUGCCAUUCCCAGGCAGUGCCAUUCCCAGGGAGCAGUCCUGUGGGCAGCAGCAUCCCCGGGAGGUUUCUCCACCCUUGGAGGCCGAGGUCUGGGUGUGCUGCUGCUCCAGGCCAGGCUGAGGAGCUGCUGGUGCCCUCCUGGAUCCCCUUGGGAAGCUCUUCCCACCCCUUUGGAGCCAUCCUGACUCUGAGGGACACUGAGAGCACCCUGACACAGCCGAGGGCAGGCAGUGAGGCCUCUGACAAACCGUGGGAGUUUGUCUCCAAUCUUUGCAGGAAAACCAAGCCCCAGGAGCAUCCAGACCAGCCAGGCCUGCCUGGGGCCAGGAGGAUGAGAGGAGCAAAGGGCUGCUCUGGGCUGGAGAAGGGUCCCUGGAAUCUCUGGUCCUUUCCAGGCCACCUCCACCUGCACACGAGCUGGCUCCAGGUACUGUCCUGACCCUUAGGGCAUCUCCAGGGAUAUCCCAGCUCUGAGGGCCCUGCCUGUCCCUGCUGGCUCUUCCCCAUGGGGGACACGGGGACUGUCAGCAGGGACAGAGCGCUGCGUGUAUUUCCCACUCCUGCCCUCCUUCUCCUGCCUGGAAGUGCCUGGGCUGGGCAAAAUUCCACACUGGAUGGAAAACUGCUGGCCCAGGAAUGGAGGGUGAGGAGCCCUGAGCCCCAGGGCUGCUGACACUGACAGCUGAGGUUGCAAGAUGGGGACAUCUCUCCUUUCUCCGUUUUUAUUUAUAAACAGGUAUUUUCCUGGACAGCUGGAGGCUGGAAAUGAUUUCAUUCCUUUCCUGUUUAUAUUUGGCUUUAAACAAAUAAACAACACUGACUUGCUACUUAC
Molecule: messenger RNA, 6101 nt
Organism: Vidua macroura (Pin-tailed whydah)
Lineage: Eukaryota; Metazoa; Chordata; Aves; Passeriformes; Viduidae
Gene: FBXO21
Product: F-box protein 21
Exons: 12
Coding region: 6-1820 (604 amino acids)
Molecular function (GO): DNA binding; protein binding
Source: RefSeq, a predicted model, not a curated record